Prorocentrum cordatum is the source of this 868-nucleotide messenger RNA. NCBI's taxonomy places the organism in Eukaryota, Dinophyceae, Prorocentrales, Prorocentraceae. The record is from the annotation of a GenBank genome assembly.
AGGACCUCCGCGCCCAGAUAGCCGCCCUCUCGAGCGAGGCCGCGCGGGUGGACCAGCUGGACUCCGAGAACCAGGAGCUCCGCGCCAAGAUAGCCACGCUCUCCGAGGAGGCGUCCCUGUUUUCCCUGCCGGAGGCCACUCUGCCGGAGCUGCCAGACCUGGCGCCGCCGGCGAAGGGGGAGCCGGACGCCAGGAAGCGCCAGGACGCGGACGGCCAGAAGCGCGCCGCGGCUGGCGCGCUGGUGACGCGGAGCUCCGAGGGGGAGACCAUGGUCUUCACCACGGACGACGGCGGGAAGGACGCGGCGAGCGCGCCGCGGGAGCCCGCGCCGGCCGCCUCCGCCGAGAAGGCGCCGAAAGAGAAAAAGGCGAGAAAAAAGGAUAAGGAUAAGGAUAAGGAAAAGGAGAAAGAGAAGGAGAAGCAAAAGGAUAAGGAUAGAGAGGAGGAUGGAGAGCGAGAAAAAGACAGGGGCAAAAAGAAAAAAGACAAGGACAGGGACAAGGCGGACGCCGAGGAGGCGAAGGCGGACAAGAAGAAGAAAAAGAAGAGGAGAGGCCGGUCCGAGGAGAGGUCCGAGGCCAGCAGGUCUGGAGGCUCGGACGCCAGCGGCUCGGAGGACGAUGAGGACGCCAGCGCCUCCGACUACUCCCGGUCGCGAUCAGGCUCCUAUUCGGGCGACAGCGCCGACGACGGCGACGACAGCUGCAGCCGGAGCCGGCGGCGGCGCAAGAAGCGCCGAGAUAGGAGCAAGAGCAAGGACGGCUCCGAAGACGGCCGUCGCAAGCACCGCCGCCGGCGCCGACGGCGAGGCCGCAGCCGGAGCGGCAGCGGCAGCGCGGACAGCCGGCGUAGCCGAAGUCGAAGGCC